AUGUUUCAAACAACAACACCUCAAUCCAACAUGCUGCAAGAUCCAAAUCAGCAGUCACAACCACAAUCCUUCAUGAAUAACAUCAACACCAUCACUCCCGAAGAUUCCGAAACUGCCAUGAAUUUAUUAUCAAUGGCAACUUCCAAUCCACAACCAUUAAUGAACGGAAAUUUGAAUGAAACAAGACAAGAUCAAGCCAGUGUUGCAGAAUCAUCUUCUUUGGCUAGAUCCACGGAACCACAGACAACCCUUCAACAACAACAAACAGAUAUGGACAUUCUAUUAUCAUUGAUGAUGGCUUGUCGGAGUGGAGAUUUGGAAGAGGUGAAAAGAUGUGUGAGUACGGGACGAGUGGAUUUUAAUGCACAUGAUCCGAAAAGUAUUUAUGGAACACCUCUAAUGAAAGCCAUUUCAAACGGUCAUUUGGAUAUAGUUUCCUAUUUGUUAGAUGCAGGAGCAGAUGUCACAACCAUGAGUUGGGAUAAGGAUUCUUCAGCCCUCCAUUUAGCCAUUGAAAAGAAAGAUCUUGAAAUGGUAAAAUUAUUAUUGCAUUCUGGAAAGGUUGACAAGGAAUGUAAAAAUGGUCACGGAGAAACAGCUGUUGAAUAUGCCAUUCGGCAAGGGAGUGUCACAAUUGCUGAUUAUGUAAAACAGUAUGAUCAUGACAAGUAUUUGAAUUCGAGAAGAAACGAAGCCUUAAAGAGAAGUGAAAAUCAAGUGAUGGCUGAUGCAGAAUCACCAUUUCAACAAGCUUCUUUUUAUCCAAUGAAAAAGCGCAAAUAG
Messenger RNA from Naegleria lovaniensis, 783 nucleotides. RefSeq lists its product as uncharacterized. The transcript has 5 exons. The coding region runs from base 1 to 783 and encodes 260 amino acids. Gene Ontology annotation, molecular function: protein binding. Lineage: Eukaryota; Heterolobosea; Eutetramitea; Acrasida; Naegleriidae. The record is from RefSeq and is a predicted model, not a curated record.